Messenger RNA from Scophthalmus maximus (turbot), 2180 nucleotides. RefSeq names its product PHD finger protein 11 (gene phf11). Lineage: Eukaryota; Metazoa; Chordata; Actinopteri; Pleuronectiformes; Scophthalmidae. Gene Ontology annotation, molecular function: histone deacetylase binding; histone binding. The record is from RefSeq and is a predicted model, not a curated record. Gene Ontology annotation, cellular component: nucleus. Bases 175 to 1764 code for a protein of 529 amino acids. The transcript is spliced from 18 exons.
AGAAAGGGGAAAAAAAAGGGCGGGGAAAGAAACUUGAGGAGGAAGUGAUCAGUUUGAAUCAGAAUCAUCUGAUGGACGAUCCAGAUGAGUCGGACCCGCGUGGAAACAUUCAAAAAGACAAUAUUCCAGAUUUAGCAUCAAUAAACAAGCGUUAGUUUGAAGCUGUCGGCAGAGAUGGACGUCGGCGCUAAGGUGUCGUGUAUCCUCUGUCAUCGCUCCGAAGAGACGGUGACGACCGGAGCCUUGUCCAACAAAGACCAGGUCACCGCUCAUCAGAACUGUCUGUUAUAUUCCUCUGGUCUGUACUGUGAGAACUCGCCGCUGUCCGACGACCUGUUUGGUUUCUCCGUGCAGGACGUGCUGGAUGAGGUCAAACGAGGAAGAAAACUGAAUUGUAACAAAUGCAAGAGGAAAGGCGCCACCGCCGGGUGUGAAGUCCGCAGCUGUUCGAAGUCCUACCACUACCCCUGUGCCGUUCAAAGGGGAGCCAAGAUCAUUGAAGAUCCAGUCAAGGGGAAAUACGGGUUAUUCUGCUUCAAACACCACGAACAACCACAGAGAGCAGAAAACGAUGGUUUGGUAAAUGGACUCAACUUUUAUUCACCAAAAGCUGGAACCUCCAAAAGUCUCAACAGAGCAGGAUCAUCUAAGGUUUACUGUCUCGCCUGUGAGAAGACAGAGGGAAACAUCCGCUCGGAAAGUUUGUCUAAUACCAUAAUCAUGUUGUCCUGUGACCAACAUGCUCCUUCAUCACAUCAGAGGAACGUUAAUGACGAUCCCGCGGUGGCCGGACCGUCGGGUCACAGCAGCGCCCCAUCCGGCAGUUCCACACAUCUGCCCUCCAAGAGACGGUUGAGUGUAAAUGACAAACAGGAGAUGAGUCCCUCCAAGCGUAAACGCGAAGGCUGGGCGAGGAGAAUAUCUGACAUUUCUUCCUCAGAUGAGAAUGAACCGAACACACAGAUGGAAAUCUUCGCCCCUUUAGAGUCAGACUUGGAAGAAAGUGCAAAUUCUGCUCCAGAGCACCAAUUUGUCAGAACCGAGAGAGUCAGUCCCACAGAACCUCCCUCAGGAAUCAACCUGGAGGAUGAGAGUACAAAUAAAGAUGAAGAUGAAAUUACAAUCCAUUCCGAUAACGAGUCACAGAGUCUGCUGCCUCCUGUCGUUCCACCCAGUUCUGCACUCACACCUCCAGCGUCGUCACCGGCGCGGACCAAAGUCACUCUGGUCUGGUCCGUGGGCAGAGAAGAUCAAGGGUUCAGUCCUAAGCAGAACCCCGUCCACAGUCCCGAUCAACAAACCGCUGGACCCUCUGUCCCGCGGCAGACCUCCGCCGUGCCCCCUCCCUCUCCCGACCGCCCCCGAGCCCGCGGUGAUACCGGCACCGGCUCGGCCAUUUCCCCGGCUCCGCCUGAAACCGCCAGCGUCGCCCUGGUCUCCUCCGCUCCCUCUCCCGCGGCCCCUCCCAUUGACCCGGAGGAGCCCAGCGUGGACUCCCCGAGCUUCUGGAGAAGCUGCAACGCGGCCGGAUGUACUCGGGCCAUCUUUACCCAUUUCAUUAAUGAGAUGAACGACAUCUCCAACAGAAUCCAGUCAGACCAGGCCAGUCAGGAGGAUUACGAUCGCGCGCUGAGAGUGAUGGCGGCGUCUGGGAAGCUGGAAGAUCUUGUGGCCGAGCAGCAGAAAGAGUUACAGCAGAAACAAAUGGAGCUGACGAAGGCAGCAGCUGCGAUGUCAAAGGUCGUCUCAGCGCUGAGGAGAUGAGUCUGUCGGCAGCUGCUGAACAUCAGUUUACUUUUAUAAACUACGUUUUAUUAUUCUCACCGAUACUUUUAAGUGUUUUUUUAUUUUUAUUGAUUAAUGUGCUUUAAUGUUUACAGCAGCAGAGGGCUGGAUAUACGGUACAACUGUCCACUUGUAAGUUUAAAAUACUGAAUCCUGCGAUGUGAUGAUAUUGAAGAUGCAGUUACAGAAAUGUCAUUUUGAAAUAAGUUUGGAAAAAUGGAUUUCAAAAUAUUUACUGAACAUGAAGAAUUUGAACGAAUGUGAAACAAUGUCCAACCCAGCAAACUGAAUUAAGCUCUGCCAAAAUGUGUUUUGAAGCAUGUUUCUGCUUAAACUUUUCUUCACUGUUUAGUCUGAAAAACAACUUACUGAUAAAAUCUGUUAUGUGAAAUGUC